ACAGGAAUUUAAACAUUGAGUUAGUUUUUACGCACAAGUAAAAAAAACAGUGCAACGAUAAUAAACUUUUAAUCCUGUCUUUAUUUCGUGGAGUUUUGUGAAGUGGAGCAUUCUUGGUUUCGCCUGGAUUUUUGGUCGCGUGGAACUUACUUGAAAAGAGCAGUGCAAUGUCUAAAGAAGAAGAAGAAAACGUGGGUCAAAUCGCUAUAAACUCAGAAAACGCACAAAACGGGGCAAGUGUAAACGCGAGGGCGGUGUGUAAUGUGUGCAAGCGCCUGUUUCGAGAGCCCAAACUCUUACCAUGUCUCCAUACCUUCUGCUCGGACUGUAUCUCUCAGCUGGAGCCGUUCUCGCGCUCCCCCUCCUCCUCUGUCACUGUUCUCUGUCCGGACUGUGACUCCGAAGUGGAUCUGCCGACUGCGGGACCGAGCGGGCUGAGCACAGACCACCUGGCUCUGGAUGAGGUGUUUUUGGAGAUGCUGGUGACAGACGGCCCGCUGCCCUGUGACCUCUGCGGGGAGGGCGCAGCCGAGAGCCGCUGCGAGAUUUGCGCCAUCAACCUGUGCGAGUUCUGCUGCCAGGCUCAUAGGCGUCAGAAGCGGACCGCCUCUCACUCAGUCCAGGCUCUCCAUGAAUUGAAGUCCCGUGGUCGCCUCUGUCGUCCCGUCCUCUGCUCCCUCCACCCGGGACAGGAGCUGCGCCUGUUCUGUGAGCCCUGUGAUCUGCCUGUGUGUCUGGAGUGUGCUGCCACUCUGCACCGAGACCACCAUUGCUGUCCCACACGUGACGUCAUCGAUCGUCAUGGAGACCACAUCCGGGAACUGGUCUCGGUGCACCUGCGUCCUCGUCUGGAGCGCCUGGAGGAGUCACUUCAAAAGGUGGAUGAGUCCCAGGAGCUCCUGACUUCCCAUGUGGAGGAGGUGGCAAAGGAGGUGAGGGGGUUUGCUCGGGGAUAUGCCAGUGCUGUAGAAGCUCACUGUCUGUCUCUGCUGCGCCGCCUAGAGGAGCUACACAAACAACGCAGAAACCAGCUCCAGUUACAGAAGGCUCAGCUGCGCCAGGCUCUGCUGGACGUCCGAGGUGGAGUGGAGUUUGCUGAGAGACUUUUAAGUUGUGGUUCAGACGCAGAGAUCCUCAGCGCUAAAGGAGUGACCCUGCAGAGACUGAGCAGCCUGUCUAAGAGCAGCUACGAUCCACAGUCUGCGCCAGGACUGGACGAUGGUGCCAACAUCUGCUUUUCGCCCUCCGAGUCAGCAGGGGAUGUGAACGGUUAUCCAGUUGUUGGAAUAAUCCAUGGGAAGACAGCCGACCCCAGCAAGUGUAUUGUGGAGGGCGAAGGACUGCAGCAGUGUAGUGUGGGACAGUCUGGACACUUCACACUUGUCUGCAGGGACCCGGGAGGGGACCAGCUGACCCGAGGAGGAGAGCAUGUUGUGGUCAGCAUUGCUCAUAAAGAAAAGAGAAACUGUACAAUUGUGACAUCAGUAGUGGACAACAGUGAUGGGACCUACAGCAUCUCGUACACCCCUGAAGAGUUUGGGCCUUACUCUGUGUGGGUCUGUGUAAAAACACAACAUGUCAAGGGCUCCCCAUUCACACUGAACAUAAAGAGGAAGCUGCGGCGACACAGCGGGACGUUUCAUUGCUGUUCGUUCUGCUCCAGCGGAGGGUCCAAAGAGGCUCACUGUGGCUGCCCGGGAACUAUGCCAGGGGGAUUUAAAGGUUGCGGACAUGGACAUAAGGGCCACCCAGGGAAGCCACACUGGUCAUGUUGUGGCAGUACAGUGCAGAAGUCCGAGUGUUUACCUGAGAGCGUGUUAACUGCUGUUUGUGCCCGUGGGCACCUGAAAACUGUGGAGCUCUGAGUGAAAAACAGGCAGUAAAUGUCAAGGUGAUGAAACAAAACCACUAAAGGAGCAAAACAACCAUGACCUACUAUAUUGUUAACUGUUUCAAAUUAA
Molecule: messenger RNA, 1961 nt
Organism: Periophthalmus magnuspinnatus
Lineage: Eukaryota; Metazoa; Chordata; Actinopteri; Gobiiformes; Gobiidae
Gene: trim45
Product: tripartite motif containing 45
Exons: 8
Coding region: 168-1865 (565 amino acids)
Biological process (GO): positive regulation of DNA-templated transcription
Cellular component (GO): chromatin; nucleoplasm
Molecular function (GO): ubiquitin-protein transferase activity; protein binding; zinc ion binding
Source: RefSeq, a predicted model, not a curated record